Molecule: messenger RNA, 546 nt
Organism: Debaryomyces hansenii CBS767
Lineage: Eukaryota; Fungi; Ascomycota; Pichiomycetes; Serinales; Debaryomycetaceae
Gene: EMP24
Product: Emp24p
Exons: 2
Coding region: 1-546 (181 amino acids)
Biological process (GO): intracellular protein transport; protein retention in ER lumen; Golgi organization
Cellular component (GO): COPII-coated ER to Golgi transport vesicle; endoplasmic reticulum-Golgi intermediate compartment; Golgi apparatus
Source: RefSeq, a predicted model, not a curated record
AUGAAGUUGUCUGUUGUAGCAUUGACUUUAAUGUCAUUGUUCCUUACAAUGAUCGAAGCUCACAAUGUGUUAUUGCCCCCAUACGGAAAGCACUGCUUCUUCGAAAACUUGAAGAAGAACGACGAGUUGGCAAUCACGACGCCUAACGGCCAAGUGGUGUUGAAGAGAACAGAUUUGGAUCACGGGGACGAGCAAGUAAAGGCCCAGACAUCCGGAAAGUACCAGUACUGUUUCUCCAACGAAAAGACAAGUCGUGUCGACUUGGAUGUUUCCUUCAAUAUCCAUGGGGUUGUCUAUGUCGACGUCAAUGACCCUAAGGCCGACUCGUUGGACUACGCAAUCCAAAGAAUGAGCCAAUUGACUAACGACGUUAAGGCCGAACAAACUUAUCUUGUCAUCAGAGAAAGAACUCACAGAAAUACUGCAGAAUCUACCAACUCGAGGGUUAAAUGGUGGUCGGUAUUCCAGGUCUUAGUGGUUGCGGCCAAUUCGGUCUUCCAAAUCUACUACUUGAAGCGUUUCUUCGAGGUCAAAUCGGUAGUUUAG